Molecule: messenger RNA, 789 nt
Organism: Pseudophryne corroboree (corroboree frog)
Lineage: Eukaryota; Metazoa; Chordata; Amphibia; Anura; Myobatrachidae
Product: gastrula zinc finger protein XlCGF71.1-like
Exons: 1
Coding region: 1-789 (262 amino acids)
Source: RefSeq, a predicted model, not a curated record
AUGAGUCUCACAGGAGACAAACCACAUCUGUGCUCUGAGUGUGACAGAAGCUUUACAUGUAAAUCACAGCUUCUCAUACAUCAGAGGAUUCACACAGGAGAGAAACCAUUUACAUGUUCUGAAUGCAACAAAUGUUUUUCCAGAAAGUCACAACUUGUUAUACACCAGAGGAGUCACACAGGAGAGAAACCAUUUACAUGUUCUGAAUGCAGCCAAUGUUUUCUCUGCAAGGCACAUCUUGCUCUACAUCAGAGGAGUCACACAGGAGAGAAACCAUUUACAUGUUUUGAAUGCAAAAAAUGUUUUACCCAAAAGUCACAGCUUCUCGCACAUCAGAGGAUUCACACAGGCGAGAAACCAUUUACAUGUUCUGAAUGCAACAAAUGUUUUUCCAGAAAAUCACAACUUGUUAUACACCAGAGGAGUCACACAGGAGAGAAACCAUUUACAUGUUCUGAAUGCAGCCAAUGUUUUCUCUGCAAGGCACAUCUUGCUCUACAUCAGAGGAGUCACACAGGAGAGAAACCAUUUACAUGUUCUGAAUGCAAAAAAUGUUUUACCCAAAAGUCACAGCUUCUCAUACAUCAGAGGAGUCACACAGGAGAGAAACCAUUUACAUGUUAUGAAUGCAGCAAAUGUUUUUCCCAAAAGUCACAACUUUUUAUACAUCAGAGGAGUCACACAGGAGAGAAACCAUUUAAAUGUUCUGAAUGCAGCAAGUGUUUUCUAUGUAAGUCAAGUCUUGCUAAACAUCAGAUUAGGAAGCAUAUAAAUACUCUGAGGACCUAA